Messenger RNA from Ctenopharyngodon idella (grass carp), 2891 nucleotides. Its product is annotated as tripartite motif-containing protein 16-like. The coding region runs from base 57 to 1688 and encodes 543 amino acids. Gene Ontology annotation, molecular function: zinc ion binding; protein binding. NCBI's taxonomy places the organism in Eukaryota, Metazoa, Chordata, Actinopteri, Cypriniformes, Xenocyprididae. The transcript has 6 exons. The record is from RefSeq and is a predicted model, not a curated record.
AAACUGAAGUGUAGUUGAGCUGUUGUGUGUUUGUGUCUCUGUAUUCAUGCAGUAAAAUGGCAGAAGCCAGAAUUUCAGUGGAUCAGAAUGAGUUCCUGUGUCCAGUGUGUCUGGAUCUCCUGAAGGAUCCAGUGGCCAUUCCCUGUGGACACAGUUACUGUAAGAGCUGUAUUACAGACUGCUGGGAUCAGGAGGAUCAGAAGAGAGUGUACAGCUGUCCUCAGUGCAGACAGACCUUCAGUCCAAGACCUGCUUUAGCUAAAAACACCAUGCUGGCUGAAGUGGUGGAGAAACUGAAGAAGAGAAAACUUUCUGCUGACUGUUACGCUGGAACUGGAGAUGUGCAGUGUGACGUCUGUACUGGAAGAAAACACAAAGCCAUCAAGUCCUGUCUGGUGUGUCUGAACUCUUACUGUCAGAAUCACCUUGAACAACAUGAGAGUUUGUUAAAAAGAAAGAGACACAAUCUGACUGAUGCCACUGGACGACUGAAGGAGAUGAUCUGCCAGAAACAUGACAAGCUCCUUGAGGUUUUCUGUCGCACUGACCAGAAGUGUAUAUGUGUGCUGUGUAUAGAUGAACAUAAAAACCACAACACUGUAUCAGCUGCAGCACAGAGGACAGAGAAACAGCACCAGCUGAAGAAGAUGCAGAGAUCAUUCCAGCAGAGGAUCCAGCAGAGAGAGAAAGAUCUUCAGCAGCUGAGAGAGGCUGUGGAGUCUCAUAAGCGCUCUGCACAGACAGCAGUGGAGGACAGUGAGAGGAUCUUCACUGAGCUCAUCCGCUCCAUUGAGAGAAGCCGCUCUAAGGCGACACAGCGGAUCAGAGAUCAGGAAAAGACUGCAGUGAGUCGAGCUGAAGGACAUCUGGAGCGACUGGAGCAGGAGAUCAACGGUCUGAGGAGGAGAAACGCUGAGCUGGAGCAGCUUUCACACACACAGGAUCACAUCCAUUUCCUGCAGAGUUUCCCGUCUUUCUCAGCUCCUCCUGAAUCUACAGACGUAAAUGAUCCCUUCAGUUCUUUCUCCUCUUUUGAUGUUGUGAAAGAAUCUGUCCGUCAGCUGAGAUACAAACUGGAGGAUUUCUGCAAAGAGGAGCUCAAGAAGAUCUCUGACAGAGUCACUUUCACCAACAUUGUUCCCAGGACCAGGAACGACUUCCUACAAUAUUCCCAUCAGUUCACUCUGGAUCUGAACACAGUGAAUAAACACCUCCGUCUGUCUGAGAGGAACAGAGUGAUUACUUACACUGACACAGUCCAGCAUUAUCCUGAUCAUCCAGACAGAUUUGAUGUGUGUCAGGUGUUGUGUAGAGAGAGUGUGUAUGGACGCUGUUACUGGGAGAUUGAGUGGAGUGUUGGUGUGUUUAUAUCAGUGUCAUAUAAGAGCAUCAGCAGGAAGGGACGGGGUGAUGAGUGUUGGUUUGGAUAUAAUGAUCAGUCCUGGAGUUUGAGGUGCUCUCAUUCAUACAGUUUCUCACUCAUACACAAUAACAUACAGACUAAACUCCCUGUAAAGUCCAUCAGCAGUAGAAUAGGAGUGUAUGUGGAUCACAGUGCAGGAACUCUGUCCUUCUACAGCAUCUCUGACACAAUGAGCCUCAUCCACACAGUCCAGACCACAUUCACUCAACCGCUCUAUCCUGGGUUUAAUGUUGGUUUUACUGGAUCAUCAGUGAAACUGUGUUAAUGAAUCAGAAUAGACUGUAGAGAGAUUCUACCCAUAAUGCUUUGAGCUCAUGAUAAAUCAGUAACAGUGAGAUGUUAUAGAGUUUCUUAUUUUCUCUUCAUUACAUUAAUACUACAGCUGAACUUCUGUCAGUGAAAUAACAUGUCAGAAUAAUUGUGCGUAAUGAAUCCUCAUAGAGACAGUGAGAUCAGUGUGUGUUUGUGAGUCAUGAUGAGUGACGGUGUGUAUCUGUGCUCUUAUCAAACUGUGUUGAUGGAAAUCAGUCAUUCAGUUCUUAUUGUAGUGUCAUAUUAUUACUAUCAAAAUUACCUUUCUAUUAAAAUGAUCACAUAGGAUUCAUUAAAAUGUAACAUUCAAAAAAACGUAAUUUGUUGUAAAAUUGAUAAACGGCAGUUUAUUAAUAAAUGUAAAAUAUAUAAACCCAGAUCAUCUGAUCAUACUGUAAACUCUUGAUCAGUGAAAGUAUGAGCACAAUUAUUCUGAUCUAAUGCAGUUUACUUUAAAUAAACCUCCUCCUAAACAGAACUGAAUUUACAGACCUGAUGCUCUGACAACUCUGAGAAAUAACAGAUUCCAUGGCUUAAAAGGUUCAUAAAACAAACUUGGAAAUCUUCAUCCCCAGCUACCUUCAGUACAGUACAGCUAGAUUUUGGCUCUUUGUCACAUCAAAACAUGUGUUCGAAAUGUAGGUGUGUAUAUUGACAGCUCUCUAAAGCUGGACAAACAUAUAAAUUCUGUUGUAAAGGCAAGUUUCUUUCACUUAUGCAAUCUAGCUAAGAUGAAAUCAUGUUUUUGAUGUUUAAAGGCCUUGAAAUUGCAAUCCAUGCUUUGAUAUCAUCAAUAUUUUUUACUAUUGCAAUGUGUUAUAUAAGGGAAUUAGUCAGUCAUUUAUUUCUCAUUUGCAAAAAGUUCAAAAUACUGUCGAUACUGACUCUUAAUGGGUAUUAAAAAAUGUGUACAUCUGAGUCAAAAAGGAGAUUUCGCUUUUGCUGCAACAGCGCCUAACCUUUGUAACAGUUUGCCUAAACAUAUUAGAGAUGCUGCUACUAUACAAGAUUUUAAAGUACAACUCAAAAAAACAUUUUAUUUCAAUAGCUUUUAAUCAGUGAUGAUUUUAUUGUGUUGCCUGUAUGAUGCUUGUUUUUCUGUGAUACUGUAAAACACAGUCAACUUGUGUUGUUUUAUUUGUGCUAUAUUAAUAAA